AAUAAAAAGACAGUGGGAAAAGAAGGGAAAGAUGCCGUUUUUUUCUGUGAAAAAAGUGAGUUAGAGAAAGAGAGAGAGAAGAAAAAGAGAGGAGAGAGAGUCAUCUCCAGAGCAAGGCAGGCGCACCUCUCAAUUCUCUCAACAAGAUAGAUCUUGUUGGGGCGGACAUGAAUCACAAUUUGACUGAGCUUACUGAGGGGGUGUUGUGAAACGACAGAGAACAGCUUCCUCCCACAUCUGGAUAAAACACCUUCCGAGAUACGAAACAAGGAAAGUUUGGAGUCCUCAGCCAACCGUCACCAAGACCUAUCAGCUGCUUCCAGGUAGCAGCCUUGUUGCCCUGCUGGCUGAGCAGCCUUUCCCAGGUCACCGGCUGCUCCAGCUUCAUGCGCAGUCCGGCCUUCUUCCUGUCCCACUCCCCCUUCAGCCCGCUGUGGAUGAACUGCUUCGCACUCGCAGGGAGGACGAAAGCACAAGAGAGCUGAGAGAGAGCAUGGCUUCCUUGUCAUCAAACCACAGUCUUCCCUCAUCCCACAACAACACGAUGGCGGAGCUGAGCCCGGUGAGCAACGACAUCUCGACGGCCGUGGGCGCUCUGAUCCUGGGCAUCGUUUUCCUGCUCGGCGUUCCCGGGAACCUCUUUGUGGCCUGGAGCAUCAUGGCGCGCACCCGCCAUCGCUCCGUCACCACCCUGCUCAUCUUCAACCUGGCGUGCGCCGACGGCUUCCUCAUGGCGCUCACCGUCUUCUUCGUCAUCUACCUGGCCACGCAGACGUGGGUCUUCGGCCGGGUCAUGUGCAAGAUACUCUUCUACCUGUGCAACGUCAACAUGUACGCCUCCAUCUUCCUCAUCACCCUGAUGAGCCUGCACAGGCUGGUCGCGGUGGUCUGGCCGCUCAAGUUGUCGUCGGUGGCCUGCAGGAAGAUCGUGACCAGGAUGAUCGCGGGCAUGUGGGCGUCGGUGACACUGAUCGCCCUCCCUUCCCUGAUUUUCCGCGAAGUGAUAAAGAAGCACGACGACGAACGGGACACCAUUCUGGUGUGCACGCCGAAACACGACCUGCCGCGAGAAGUGAUGUUCCAGUAUUCCUUUGAGACAGUGGUCGGUUUCAUAAUUCCUUAUGCCGUCAUUAUGACCAGCUACAUAAAGAUUGUGAGACGCCUGAAGCAGACCAAGUUUCGUCGCACGGUGCGCAGUGAGAAGCUGAUCAUGGGGAUUGUGGUGACCUUCGGCUUGUUGUGGCUGCCCUAUCAUGUCAUCAACAUGGUACAGGUUUCAGCUGAGUGGUUUGAUGAAAAGUCGAAGGUGCGAGCAAAAUUGCUCCUGAUAUCGAAGACGAGCCGUGCCGUGACCUCUGCCCUGGCCUUCAUCAGUAGUUGUGCCAACCCAGUCCUUUACACGUUCGCUGGGAAGGCCUACAUCAAGAAAAACGGUUUCUCCUUCAUGGCUCGACUGUUUGAGGGCACAUCGAUGGAUCAGACCGCGAACAAAAUCGCUAGCAGCACGAACAAGUCAACUGAACUAUAAAUGACUGAAAGAUAUGGCUAGUAUAUGCCUGGUUUGAUCUUGUAUAUAAAAAUGUAAAACUGUAAAUAAAAAAAUUGUCAAGCUGUAAAUAUGUCAACGUAAGAGUAGACAAGUUUUACCAGAGGGCAUUGUACAUUUGUACUGUAAAUAUAGUUAAGGAAAUACAUAUUAAAGUUAUGGCUGGUGAUAUCCAGCGAUUGAGUAAAUAAUGAGUAGCAUUGAAUGCCCCAUCUAGAGAACUUCAUUUCGUGCAGUUUGAUUUUUUUUGGCCGGUUUCUUUUGGCAUUGUCUCUACAUGACAUGUUAUUCCAAGGGUCUGUAAAGGACCUCAUAGGUAACCCAGCAUUAAAGGUUAUCGCAGCUCUACUUUGCAGGCUGAAUUUCACAGUCCAAGGUCAUCAUUAACUGUAUGAUUUUAAUCAAAACCCUUUCCAAAGUAUGCCAUUACACCUCUUGAAGCAUUAAA
This is a messenger RNA of Gadus macrocephalus (Pacific cod), 1994 nucleotides long. It is a transcript of the gene ltb4r2b, whose product is annotated as leukotriene B4 receptor 2b. Gene Ontology annotation, molecular function: leukotriene receptor activity; complement receptor activity. The coding region runs from base 494 to 1528 and encodes 344 amino acids. The transcript has 6 exons. Lineage: Eukaryota; Metazoa; Chordata; Actinopteri; Gadiformes; Gadidae. Gene Ontology annotation, cellular component: plasma membrane. Gene Ontology annotation, biological process: complement receptor mediated signaling pathway; phospholipase C-activating G protein-coupled receptor signaling pathway; positive regulation of cytosolic calcium ion concentration. The record is from RefSeq and is a predicted model, not a curated record.